CUGCCCGAAAUAUUUUAAUUGAUGUUAUACUCAUGAAAGUUUCUGCUUCCUCAGCCUUGGAUUAGUACAGCGGGUAAACAGUUCACACGAUUGACAUGUCUAUUUCAAAAUAAGUAAUCCUAAACAAAUCCUCUCUGAUUUUCAGGUACGAAACAGAUCAAUUAUAAUGGACUCCUCGUUAGAAAUCUCAAAACUCAAAGAAAAGCUACUGCGGACAAUGUACAACCUACAGGUUAAGUCGGGGGACACUCUGCAAAAGACAAGUCCAUUAUUAAACUGUCACAGAGGACUAGGUAUGGUCACCGCUCAGCAACUGAAUCAGCUGUCGCAUGAAGCAACACAGAUCUGUCAAGAUCUUGAGAAUAUUGGAAAUCUUGUUCGUUUUCGUCAAAAUGAGCUCCUGUUUAAGAUCGCAAACCCCUAUGGUGAUAAUUCUAAUGGGCCGAGUGGUAUCCACUGUAGCCCGGAUGGCACCAUUUACAUUGUCAGUGACAGCUGGCCAAGGGUCCAUGUGUUAAAGCAGUCCGGUCAAGUAUUCAAAUCCGUGCACUGCGUUCAGAACCAGGGAGGAAUUAAAGAGCCUUUUCUACCAGAAGACAUAACCCUUACCAGGAGUGGAAUGGUGGCUGUUACUGACAUGGUGGGUGGAGCCAUUCGGAUCUUCAAUCCCCAUUCAAACUUCUCCGGUGAAUGGAUAAGUAUUGGGAAAAUCGAUUGUCCCAAAGGAAUUGGUGUGGACCCGUCCGGAAAACUCUUGGUGGCCGACUACACAGCAGGGGAGGUUCACAUUUUUGCCAUUGAUCAUGCCUUCAGGCUGCUGAGUACGCAGACCAUCACAGGUCUAAGGGGGCCCAGAUACGUAUGUUCAACAUGUGAUGAGAAGAUAGUGGUGAGUGAAGAAUGUGGUGAUGUGAAGGUGUAUGGGAGGAACCUACAACUCAUGUAUUCGCUCAGCGUGAAACACUGUCGCCCGUUUGGCAAUCCCGCUGGGAUAUGUGUCGACAAUGAAGGGAACAUCAUGGUAGUGGAUGAGCAGAAACGUAACGUCAUGCUUUAUCCAAAGAUUGGAUACCCCAUCUGCAUUGUGUCCGAAGGCCUCAAGAAGCCCACGACCUUGGCUUGCUUGACCAAUGGUCAAGUGUUUGUUGUGGAUACUGGAGACAACUGUAUCAAAGUUUUCAAGUACAGAGUUAAUCCAUACUACGGUUCAGCAAAAAAUUAGAUCAUUUAGCUAUUCUCAUAAAAAACAGCAAGCGAAAAGGAUGGAUAGACAAUAACCUGCUUUGGUAAUUUGUAGAAACAUAUGUAUGAACAUUUAUUCAAAUCCCUUUUCAAAACGUGAUUAAAAACCAAUUGAGAUUAAAAUAUAUAUAUGUAUAUA
Leucoraja erinaceus (little skate) is the source of this 1381-nucleotide messenger RNA. RefSeq names its product tripartite motif-containing protein 2-like. The record is from RefSeq and is a predicted model, not a curated record. The transcript has a single exon. Gene Ontology annotation, molecular function: protein binding; ubiquitin protein ligase activity. Gene Ontology annotation, biological process: proteasome-mediated ubiquitin-dependent protein catabolic process; protein polyubiquitination. Lineage: Eukaryota; Metazoa; Chordata; Chondrichthyes; Rajiformes; Rajidae. Bases 167 to 1222 code for a protein of 351 amino acids.